Messenger RNA from Zootermopsis nevadensis, 3117 nucleotides. It is a transcript of the gene CycY, whose product is annotated as cyclin Y. Gene Ontology annotation, molecular function: protein kinase binding. The record is from RefSeq and is a predicted model, not a curated record. Lineage: Eukaryota; Metazoa; Arthropoda; Insecta; Blattodea; Termopsidae. Gene Ontology annotation, biological process: regulation of cyclin-dependent protein serine/threonine kinase activity.
GCUGGUCAUAGAGUGUAAGACGAACUGGUUAAGUGAUUGUUUACGUAGUACGAGGUACUUCUUAUUUAACUAUUGCUUUAAAUUAAUGUCAUAUUGCCGUGAUUCGUAGGAUUUAAUAUGCAGAAUUGGUAUUGCGUUAUUACGUCUGUGUAUGCUGAUUGUUACAAAUUUACUUUGACCGAUCUGUAGUAUUACCAUCCUGCCGGUAGGUCAAGUAGUGGGAAAUUUUCUUAUAGUAGGCGUAGGCUUCAUCUCAAGAUAAAUUUUCUCUUCGUCGUGUCUUGUAAACUGUCAUGUUCAUCUGACUUUCAGGGACUUUCGCCUGUAAGGAAAAUGCUUUGGGUAACAGCAUAUAUGACAGUGCUGUAUCCAGAUGCCAAAGUGUCCGUCCUUUCAAUUAAGUCAUUUAUUGUACGGCAUUGUCAAGUGUUUAAUUGUACUAGUGGUUUAAAAUAAGUUGCGGGACACUGGAGAUCUCCCAUGUGUAGUUAUUUUAGCACACUUCUGGGACCAAGCUAACAACAAUAAUGGGUAACAAAAAUAGCUGCUGUGCGCAUUCGAGCCCUCCACCAGGCCGUAAAGAUAUGCCACACUUUGAAGAGUACUUACCUAAGGAACAAGAGAGUGUUGGCAAUUUACAACAUAUUAGUGAACGAGAACCAGAAGAUUGGGAUGCAGAUCCAUCACUGCAUCCAAAAGCAGGGACCAUCUUUAUGGAGAGGUCUAAAGUUUCAUUAGAGAAUGGAUUGGUGAGGAAGAGGAGCCAGAAUCACCUUGUAGAUGUGCGCCCAUUGAAGAAAAGUAGCUCAUGUUCGACAAUCUACUUGGAUGACAGUACUGUUUCACAACCAAAUUUGAAGAAUACUGUUAAGUGUGUAGCACUUGCAAUUUAUUACCACAUUAAAAAUCGAACUUCACAUCGACAACUUGAAAUAUUUGAUGAGAAGCUUCAUCCACUGACGAGAGAUGGUGUGGCAGAUGACUAUGACAAGCACAACCCAGAACAUCGUCAGAUCUACAAGUUUGUGCGGACUUUAUUUAAUGCUGCACAGCUUACAGCUGAAUGUGCUAUCAUAACACUGGUAUACUUAGAAAGGCUGCUAACAUAUGCUGAAGUUGAUAUUACACCAGCAAAUUGGAAACGAAUUGUACUGGGAGCAAUUUUAUUAGCUUCCAAAGUAUGGGAUGACCAAGCAGUUUGGAAUGUGGAUUACUGCCAAAUUUUGAAAGACAUAAAUGUGGAAGAUAUGAAUGAACUUGAGCGUCAAUUUUUGGAGAUGCUGCAAUUUAAUAUCAAUGUUCCCUCCAGCGUAUAUGCUAAAUACUACUUUGAUUUGCGGACUCUUGCUGAAGCCAAUGAUCUUUCAUUUCCUGGGGAACCUCUUAGUAAAGAUCGAGCUCAGAAGCUGGAGGCAAUGUCACGUGUGUGUGAAGACAAAGUGACAGAACAAGCUCUUCGUAAUGGGUUUAAAAAAUGGUCAAGUAUGGACAAUGUAAGUACAGGUGCACCACGAAGAAGUGUUGCCAUUUUGUCUUGAGUCUCUUCCACCUGGCAAUAUUUUAUGGUGAUCCAAGGAAUUAAAGUUUGUCAGAGAUAAAAAACUGUUUGUUACAUGCAUCAAGUCAGAGAAGCAUAAUGAGGUUUUAAGACAAGUGCACAUAUUCCAAAAUGUGACAGCAUUUUUCAGUACUGUCUUCUGUUCCUCUGUGCUGCUAUAAUUUCAGUUUUGUCUGGUGUAUUAUAACUUUGUAAAGGCUAAGUGAUGGUAUUUAAUAUGUUGAAGCUAAUUCAUGUUACAGAAGCCUCCAUUGUCCUGCCUAAAUUGAAUAAAGGAACUGAAUUGGUUUGUAAGAACUGAAGUGUUACCAAAGUUUGUCAAGUAAUUAAAUUUAUUUCAUUAUAAAUUUAUCAUACAUUUUGAGGAUAAGUGCUAACAAUUAUUUAGGGAGUGAGGGUCUUUAAAAUAUAUGGUAAAGGAUAACUGCCUUGAUUUUCAAACCAUGUGCUUCACUAUCAAUUCUUCCAGCUUUUGUGUAUUAAUUUGACUCCAAAGAAAACUGGAUAUACAGAGAAAUAGAAUAUAAUUUUUAUCUUUUAAUAUUAUAUAAAGAGUCUAGCAUUCAUAAUAUAUGCUGUAAUACUAUUAUAAUUAUAGACUGCAGAAUUCUUCGAUUGUUGGGUUGGCACUAAAUAGGUACAUAUUUGGCUGCACACAGAUUUUAAGUAUUAAUUGUUUUUAAAUAUGUGCAGCUUAAUUGUAUUACAUUAUUGAUUAAAUAUAUAUAGCACAAUGCCAGCCAUUGCUUUCUGUGAUCAUUGAUUAUAUUAUUUAUGCAUAAAGCAAAAAAGAUAUGCCAAGAUAGGCUUUUAUUAACAUUCUCUUAUGAAGAGGGAUGCUGUAUGUAAACACCGACCAUAUACAAUUUCUCGGUCAUAGAGUGAAAGCAGUCAUUUGCACAUAGUAAGUUAAUUACUGGGGUCAGAAUUUUUGAUAUUGUCUAGAACAGAAGUACACUGUAGCUUUCACUGUAUGGUUUACCAGUAUAAUGUGUAUUUAAUUUGCUGUGAGGCUUACAUGGAAAGGCCUGUAAGUUCUUUCAUUCCUUAUUGGGUGUUAUAAAUAUGGUCCAUCAGGGUUAUUUAUAAACUUUCUUUGUUUGUUUGAGGAAACUUAUGAUGCAAGAUGAUGUAUCUGUAGCAUGUAUUGUAUGUUUAAAGGUUCUAGUUGGAAUGUUUGAAGAGUAAGUCGGUAUUCCUGACAUAUAUUACACUUCAUUUCAGAAUAGACUACGGAGGAAGUACUGUACUAUUAAAGUACAGUUUGCUGUUAUCCAGACCCUUCUAUUACUAGAAUAUCUUGCCUGUUGGCUCUCUUAAAAUUUUUAUCUUAUUGGCAACAUUAGAUAAAUUUCUGUUUGGAUACUGGUUAUAUCUACCAAUAUAGACAGAUCUUAUGGAUAAGUAUAUGUACGUUGGUAAAAAUCUAUCAUAAGACAUGUAGAGCGUUUGCAGCAAGAAUGUCACUGUAUGCAUGAAGUGAAUAAUCUUACAUCUGAUCUUUUUAUAACAAAGUAAAACUGUCAAUAAAUUGAAUAUUAGGAAGUAUAUUUUGAAAA